Caenorhabditis remanei is the source of this 1659-nucleotide messenger RNA. RefSeq lists its product as uncharacterized. The record is from RefSeq and is a predicted model, not a curated record. The transcript has 9 exons. Lineage: Eukaryota; Metazoa; Nematoda; Chromadorea; Rhabditida; Rhabditidae. Bases 1 to 1659 code for a protein of 552 amino acids.
AUGAUGCACCCAACUACGUUUCCCACCGAUUCGAAAGUUGGAAAAUACAAUUUGAUUGACGGAUUUCGACUGACAAAUAGUCGAGACGAAGGACCGGGACCUUCGAAAAAAAUAUCCGAAUUUCAAGAGAAUUCAUCCGAUUUUUAUGAGAAUUCAAGACGAAAUGAAUUGAGUAUAAAUGGAAAAGUGAGAAGACCUAAUUUGGAACACCUCCUCCUGCAAGCUCCGCCCCCUUCAGACUACAGUACCCCAUUUGAAGCUAAAGGAGAAAUCAAUGACUCGUUCUCUUAUGUUCCAUCAGUUAGUGGUGAUUGGAAUGACGAGGAGAAUGAAGCGAGUUUCACAAUAGAAUAUCUGGAAGAGAAACCACGUCUUCUGAGACCAAAAAACGAGUCAUCGAGUGAAAAUGCAGAGAAAUACAUGGAGUUGGAUCCAAAUGAAUCGAUUCUCGCCUCUUCUGGAGACCCGAAUGAUUUUGGGAUACCCCCUUUGCUCACUAAUUACUCGCCAAUGUUUCAAGAAUUGACACGAAAAUUGAUGGAGGAAGAGAGAGUGAAAUCAAGAGUAUUGAGUUUUGAUGAGAGAAUCAAACGGCUGAAAGAGGAGUUGGCGGUGGUGAAGGAGGAGAAGGAAAGGGAAAAGAGGGAAGAACAAUCCACAUCUUCAUGGUCAUCCCGGCCAUCUAUUUUGAGAAAAGGAUCGAUUCGUAGACCAAUAAGACGGAAAAGCGCACUGUCCAUCCAUACAGUGGAAUACGAUACGGAAUUGAUAGAUAUGAAUGAAAUUACUUGUGAAAUGAUGGAGAAUAUGUCAGAAGACGAGUUGAAACACGUCUGUAAUUCAUUAUUCGAAAGCAGUCCGCGUGUGAGAUUCAGAGGUUUCUAUCCGUUUCUUGUGGAAGGAAUGAUUCAGAAGGAUUAUCAGACAAAAGAUCUGAAAUUGUUCUCCUCACGUCUACGAAAUGUCCGAAUUCCCGAUACGAGAGAGCCGAAUCAAAUGUCGACGGAUUAUGUCUAUUUUGUAGUCGUUAGACAAGGAGUUUUUGGAGGAUUCUGGUACGAAACGCACCCGAGUUGCCUAAUCUCAGCGAAAUUCCGUUCGCAACACGAGACAGUCCUUCAUGGAUACGCAAUACUCGCCUAUCCGAUCGGUUCGAAAGAGGAUUCGAUGAAUGAGGAACGAUGGAUUUGUUGGAAUGAUUCGUUGGGAAUGAUGUCGAUUAAUAAGAGAUCCGCAAUGAUAGCAAUGAAGAAACAACCUGGAUGGGAUAAACAGUUGGAUAUUGUUACGUUCAGUGCGAACUCGUAUAAUGGACGAUACGUAGUGGAUAAAAUCGUCGCAUUGACGAAUGCAAAAGACAAAAGGUUCCGAAUUCCGGUGGAAAUAUUUCUCAUUGUCGACGCCACCUUCUUGGAAUCGCGUCGUGAUGAUAUCGUGUUCUAUUCGGAUGUCCUCAAAUCGGAAAUUUUCAUAAAAAAAGAUCGAAUCGGAAAUGUAAAUGAAGCUCUGCCCUAUGAGCUAAUCGUCGCCCCCACGUUCCCCUCUCCAACCAUCAUCGAAUUCCGUGUUCUUCUCAUUGUGCAGAACACUUUUUGGACUGAAGACAAGAUGUGGAUCCGAAGUCAACUUGCCGAGAAAACUAAUGCGUAUCGUGUCUAA